Drosophila guanche is the source of this 1123-nucleotide messenger RNA. RefSeq names its product mucin-5AC. Lineage: Eukaryota; Metazoa; Arthropoda; Insecta; Diptera; Drosophilidae. The record is from RefSeq and is a predicted model, not a curated record. The coding region runs from base 74 to 1060 and encodes 328 amino acids. The transcript has 2 exons.
CAGCCAAGUACGAAUCGAACGCUCAAAGUGAGCGAAUAUACCCAAGAAACGAAACUCGAAGUAAAAUCCCAAAAUGUACGCCAAAGUGUGUGUUCUCCUGCUGGCCGUUGGCCUUAGCCAGGCCUUUGUUCAGGAGCCCGUGGUGUUGCCGCAGGAGCAUUUAAUGCGUCUCGUGAUGCAGUCCCGUGACGUUGGCACCGACGCUGCCCACUCCCUCGAGUGCCUCGCCUACUACAUGCCCCAGAUGAAUGCGGUGGGAGAGAAAUUCGAUAAGGACACCAAGCUGUGCCUCAGCGAAGCGCAGACCAAGGUGGAUGCCAUCAAUGAUACCACACAGCCCAACCGUACCGCCAUCGAGGACUCCGGCACCAGUUCCUGUUCAGCCCUGAAGGAGUGCAGCAGCAUUGAAGCCGCCGAGUCCUACUUUGCAUGCACCGCCGCAGCUGGUUCCGACAAUGCCAAGUCCAUGUUCACCAUCUCCGCCAACUCCAACGAGCUGGUGUCCCAGGUUAAGGAGACCUACCGCCAGAUUCAGGUGUGGCAAUACGAGUGCACCAACAAGACGCAGCGCGAAUAUGCCGAGAACACUGCCGCCGUCUACGAGGCAAUGGGCGCUUGCAUGGCCGGCGCUGAUGUGCCAACAACUGGACCCACACCGGAACCGACCACCGCAUCCACACCCGCACCUGCCACGGAGUCCACCGCUGAGCCUUCCACGGAGUCCACCGCAGCUCCCUCCACCGAGCCUACCGCCGCUCCGUCCACGGAGUCCACCGCAGCUCCCUCCACCGAGCCUACCGCCGCUCCGUCCACGGAGUCCACCGCAGCUCCCUCCACCGAGUCCACCGCAGCUCCCUCCACCGAGCCUACCGCCGCUCCGUCCACCGAGUCUUCCGCAGCGCCCUCCACGGAGGCGUCUACAACCGAGAAUGCGGAAGACACCAAGGAGUCGCCACCGGAAGAGGAUUUGAGUCAUCUGCUCACCAGCAUCGAGACCAAGGGCAAUGCUGAUGUGAAACAGAUUCUGAAGAACAUUCAGCAGUGGCUGAAGCGCUACUAGGAGCACCUGGAGCACCCUCUAAACUUUCGGCAUAAAAGCCAGCAAUAAAAGAGCAUCAAAGUA